This is a messenger RNA of Cylicostephanus goldi, 213 nucleotides long. The record is from the annotation of a GenBank genome assembly. Lineage: Eukaryota; Metazoa; Nematoda; Chromadorea; Rhabditida; Strongylidae.
AAAGCGGCUGAAGCAAAAACAGAGGUAAAAGUAGAGGCAGCGAAGGAAGAGGAGGUUGUACAUGAAGAUAAUAAUUGGGGAAUAGAGCUUGUUGACGAGUCAAAAACUGAAGAAUCAACGACUACCGUCGGAAAUGGUCUCGAGUACGCGUACGAGCUGCCGAAAGAAGCUGAAGUGGAAGUCGAGGUCAGUUGUUCGUAUGCAAAGCUGUGA